Molecule: messenger RNA, 279 nt
Organism: Venustampulla echinocandica
Lineage: Eukaryota; Fungi; Ascomycota; Leotiomycetes; Helotiales; Pleuroascaceae
Product: 60S ribosomal protein L37a
Exons: 3
Coding region: 1-279 (92 amino acids)
Biological process (GO): translation
Cellular component (GO): ribosome
Molecular function (GO): structural constituent of ribosome
Source: RefSeq, a predicted model, not a curated record
AUGACGAAGAGAACCAAGAAGGUCGGUGUUACCGGCAAGUACGGCACAAGAUACGGCGCUUCUCUCCGAAAGCAAGUCAAGAAGAUGGAAAUCACACAACACGCGAAAUACGUUUGCACUUUUUGCGGAAAGACCAGCGUUAGGAGACACUCGGUGGGAAUCUGGGACUGCAAGGCAUGCAAAAAGACAGUUGCUGGAGGAGCAUAUACCGUGUCAACACCCGCCGCUGCGGCCACACGAUCGACUCUUCGACGGUUGAGGGAAAUUGCAGAGGUUUAG